Molecule: messenger RNA, 1641 nt
Organism: Acipenser ruthenus (sterlet)
Lineage: Eukaryota; Metazoa; Chordata; Actinopteri; Acipenseriformes; Acipenseridae
Product: G2/mitotic-specific cyclin-B1-like
Exons: 9
Coding region: 283-1323 (346 amino acids)
Biological process (GO): mitotic cell cycle phase transition; regulation of cyclin-dependent protein serine/threonine kinase activity; mitotic metaphase chromosome alignment
Cellular component (GO): cytoplasm; nucleus; cyclin B1-CDK1 complex
Molecular function (GO): cyclin-dependent protein serine/threonine kinase regulator activity
Source: RefSeq, a predicted model, not a curated record
GCUGUCAGAGUGCGUCAAUGUGCGUUUAGAGAAAACAUUUUUGUUUCCCGGCAAGCUUGUAUACGUUUGUAUGGCUCUUCGUUUGACCAGGGUAAGUGUUCUUUUUUUGAGAAUUCCCAGCUAAAUGCUGAAAACAGGACUGCUCUGGCUGUGGCCUCUAAGCCUGGACUGAGGCCCAGGGCUGUGCUAGGAGAGCUGGAAAAUAAUGGGGUUGUGACAGCACCAGCUCUGGUGAAGGAAACCGCCUCAAUUUUGCAUGUAUUAAAACCAGUCACCACUAAAAUGGUUUUGAGGAAAUCCAGCAUGAUUGAAAAUGCCCCUGGUGUGCAGGUGCCAAAGAGGACUGCAACCAAACAGACCAGUGAAGAGUGCUUACAGUUGCAGAUCCAGCAUUCUUCCCCAAUGGAGACAUCAGGCUGUGCACCUGAAGAUGACUUGUGCCAGGCCUUUUCAGAUGUGCUGCUGAAUAUCAAGGAUGUUGAUUCCGAUGAUGCUGAGGACCCAAUGCUCUGCAGUCAAUAUGUGAAGGACAUCUACAACUACCUAGGACAGCUUGAGGUAGUGCAAGCAGUUAGGCCAAAGUUCCUGGAGGGACAGGAAGUCACUGGGAAUAUGCGUGCUAUACUGAUUGACUGGCUAGUGCAGGUUCAGAUGAAAUUCAGACUGCUUCAGGAGACCAUGUAUAUGACUGUUGGAAUAAUUGAUCGCUUCCUUCAGGUUAAUCCAGUGCCCAAGAAGAUGCUGCAGCUUGUUGGUGUGACUGCCAUGUUUCUUGCCUCCAAAUAUGAAGAGAUGUAUCCUCCAGAGAUUGCAGACUUUGCUUUUAUUACUGACCACUCCUGCAGUACAGUGCAGAUCAGAGCUAUUGAAAUGAAGAUACUGAGGGUGCUCCAGUUUAGCUUUGGGUGUCCUAUUGCUCUGCAGUUUUUGCGGAGGGCUUCUAAGAUUGGAGAGGCAAAUGCUGAGCAGCACACCUUAGCCAAAUAUCUGAUGGAGCUGACUAUGGUGGAUUAUGACAUGGUGCACUAUCCCCCAUCCCAGAUAGCUGCAGCAGCAUUUGCCCUUGCCUUGAAGGUUCUUGACUUUGGUGAAUGGACACCCACUCUGCAGCAUUACAUGAACUACACAGAGCGUUCUCUGAUUCCUGUGAUGCAGCACAUAGCUAAAAAUGUUGUGAAGGUCAAUGAAGGACUCACCAAGUACAUGGCUGUUAAGAACAAGUAUGCUGGCCAGAAGCUAAUGAAGAUCAGCACAAUUCCACAGCUGCGGUCUGCUGUAAUCAAGAAUCUGGCUCAACCACUGUUGUCUUGCGACACUGUUUAACCUAUGCUAUUGUAAUCGUGUUUUUAAAACUAAAACAAAUUUUACUAUAUCUGCACUUGUGAAGAAAUAUUUAACAAAAAAAACCCAGUAGUUCUAGCUCAUUUUACUGGUUUCUUAUUUAAUUUUAUAAAAUUUUGGCUAUUACGAUUUUUAGUAUAGGUAAGGUAUUCAUGAAACUACAGCACUUGCUGCAAAAGUCAAACGGACUUUGUUUUAAUUGCAAUAUUAAGGCCAUAUAAGUUAUUGUAAUAUACCUUGUCUUUGUAAAUGAUGUACUUUUUAAAUUGUUUUUAAUAUAUAAAUAAACUUUGAAUUAAA